This is a messenger RNA of Nannospalax galili (Upper Galilee mountains blind mole rat), 2586 nucleotides long. RefSeq names its product coiled-coil domain containing 85C (gene Ccdc85c). The record is from RefSeq and is a predicted model, not a curated record. Gene Ontology annotation, cellular component: apical junction complex. The coding region runs from base 23 to 721 and encodes 232 amino acids. The transcript has 7 exons. NCBI's taxonomy places the organism in Eukaryota, Metazoa, Chordata, Mammalia, Rodentia, Spalacidae.
GGCGGGCUCCGGGGCUCGCGACAUGGGCGACGGCAGCAGCACCUCGAGUGCGGGCAGCGGUGGCAGCCCGGACCACCAUCACCACCACGUGACCCCCGCGCUGCUGCUCCCUGGUCCGCACAAGGGUCCGGACGGCAAGGCCGGAGCCACGCGCCGGUCCCUGGAUGACCUGUCCGCGCCACCGCACCACCGAAGUAUCCCCAACGGCUUGCACGAUCCCUUAUCUACCUACAUCAGGCCACUGGAGACCAAGGUGAAGCUGUUGGAGGGUGACAAGUUCCCUCCACAGCUACCCCGCCCUUACUGCCACCCGAGAAGCCUGCUUCAGCAGGUGGGCUCUGGAGAGUUCCGGACGCUGCGGAAAGGCUUCUCCCCGUACCACUCAGAGUCCCAGCUUGCGUCCCUGCCACCCUCCUACCAGGAAGUCCUACAGAAUGGCCCUGCCUGCCAUGUACCUGAGCUGCCCUCACCCCCUUCCACUGUCUACAGCUCUGCAGGACAGAAGCCCGAGGCGGUUGUACAUGCCAUGAAGGUCCUGGAGGUACAUGAGAACCUCGACCGCCAGCUCCAGAACAGCUGUGCGGAGGACCUGAGCGAGAAAGAGAAGGCCAUCGUCCGAGAGAUGUGCAACGUGGUCUGGAGGAAACUGGGAGAUGCCGCCAGCACCAAGCCCUCCAUUCGGCAGCACCUGUCGGGUAACCAGUUCAAGGGGCCUUUGUAGGGCCAUUCCUCCAUGGACGUGGACUGGCCCUUCCUGGAGUUCCAGGCCCCAGACAUGGCAGGACCUCGGGGCUAGCUACCGUUUUUCUCCGUGGUGAAUUGUACAUAGGACAUGCCUCACCCUGGCUGCCCUGGUGUGAGACACUGAUGACCAGGGCUCCACCUCCCGCCCCCCAACACCAGCAAACUGGGAAGAAGCCACUGCCUGCUUGCUGCAGCCAGGUGGCCUUGCUCCCUCUUUGGGCCCCAUGCUCCACUAGCAAGAGGUUGAAGGCUACUUCUGGGAUAUUCCAGGCCCAGGAACUGUUGCAGGCUCUGUGUCUUAUUCUCAGUGGAGGUUCAUCUCACUGAGCCUUCCACCCUAGCUGCCCACCACAAUGGAUGAAGCAGCCACCAGAGCCUGAAUGAUGUCACAGGUGGCGCUCUUCCUGGGUCAUGGAGCCCUGGGUUGCGUGUGUCCAUGGCUGGCUGGAGGAUGCUCUGGGUUCCCAAGUCCUUGAUGCUCAGCCCUGGGAGCUCAGGGUUACCCAGCUAUUUGAGGGUUGGUGCCCAGCCACUCCGAUGUUGGUUGCUGCUCCCCUUUGUACAGCUCCCUGCCUGUGCCAGGUUUAGCCCUCUCUCUCCAGGUCUCUCCUGCCGGGUUUCCCUUUCUGUGGUUUACAGCAACAUAGGAAGUCCUGGAGAGUAUGGGUUGAGCUGAGCAUGCUCUCUGGACAGGUACUGUCUCUGGGGCACUGGUCAGUGUAGCCUCUGCCAGGGCUGGCUACAUCUGGGUUACUAUGCCAGAGCUGCAGGAGCCAGACCUGGUUCUGGCUUUAAUUUGCUGUGUGACCUUCAGCAAGUUACUUGACUUUUCUGGGUCUGUGAUGGGAAGAUGAGUUAUCUGUGGUUCCUUUUUGCCCUGCUCACUGUAGAAGCCACCCUACUCUAGUGGGACUCUGUCCUUACAGUUGAUGAGCCAAUGUGGUGACCUGCUGGAGAGGCGUUUAGGUGGGCUAGCCUGUUUGUCUGGCUGCCUUGCUGUCCGAUCACAGGUCACCCCCUCUCUGAGCCUGUAUCCUCAGAUGCAAAAUGGCAGCACCAGGCCCUCCUGACUAGGGCCACAGGGAUCAAAUGACCGCUUGAGUGUAACUGAUCCUGAAUCCACUGUGAAGCCUAACAGGGAAUUAACUCGGACCAAGGAAAAUGAGGCCCAGAGGAAGUGGGUGAUUUUCCGACAUGUACAAAUGACAUCCCAAGACCCGUUGCAGGAUCGGGCCACAGGAUCAGCUGCUGACAUCGCUCAAGCUGUUUGUUUACUUCCCCACUCCAUCGCCGUCCUCUUCCAGUGGUACUUAGAGCCCCGCCCCAUGCGACAAGCACCCGAGGAGCCCAACAUGCUUGGCUUUGCCUCUGGCAGGUCUCCUUCAGGCCCCCGUGAGCAAAGGCCAGGUCAGGAAAGCAGAUGGCAUCUUCGCUCCUGUUCCCAGACAAGGCCCUGUGACCCUGAGCUGUUCCUACUGCCUUUGCUGCCCACACCCUCGGGUCCCACACUCUCAGGGGAAAGGCUGAUGGCCCUCAGUGUGCCCAGGGAGUGCUGCGCGGGUACUGCAGGGGACAGGCCUGAUGGUCUUGCUGAGGGUGUCACCAGGAACCUCCUUUUCAAAGGAGCUGCUGUCUGGCCAGGGGAUAAACAACUAUCACCUCUCCUGCUGGUCCUGGUACUGGUUAAUUUUUGCCAAGUGGGCUGCUAGGCUGGCAGGGUACAGGCCCUUCCUGGAUCUCAGAGGCCAAGGAAUCCUAGCAUAGCACUGACGUGUGUGUCUACACUGGGUGGGAGUCAAGUCUGUGAGUCCCUGACAGUCACAUCUGGAUCAGGAUGGCUUG